This is a messenger RNA of Balaenoptera acutorostrata (minke whale), 243 nucleotides long. Its product is annotated as calmodulin-binding transcription activator 1-like. The transcript has a single exon. Bases 1 to 243 code for a protein of 80 amino acids. The record is from RefSeq and is a predicted model, not a curated record. NCBI's taxonomy places the organism in Eukaryota, Metazoa, Chordata, Mammalia, Artiodactyla, Balaenopteridae.
AUGUGGCGGGUGGAGGGGAAACGGCUGCUGAAAACAAGCCGGAAGAGCGUUUCCCAAAGUGUAUUCUGCGGAACUAGCACCUACUGUGUCCUCAACACCGUGCCACCUAUAGAAAAUGACCAUGGGAACAGCAAUAGUAGUCAUGUAAAAAUCUUUUCACGGAAAAAGCUGCUUGAAUGUCUGCCGAAAUGUUCAAGUUUUCCCAAAGAGAGGCACCGCUGGAACACUAAUGAGGGCUCAUGA